Messenger RNA from Miscanthus lutarioriparius, 624 nucleotides. Lineage: Eukaryota; Viridiplantae; Streptophyta; Magnoliopsida; Poales; Poaceae. The record is from the annotation of a GenBank genome assembly.
AUGGAGUCGUCGCCGGCCGCGUCCUCGUCACGGCCCAGGGACCCGCUCCUCUUCGGCAGCUUCGACCUCCCCGCCGGCUGGGGGUGCCGCAAGCCCAUGGCCUUCUGCCGUGACCGGGACACGGACACGGACGACGCCCCCGUCGCCGCCGCCGAGCCCAACGCCGCCGCCGCCACCGAGGGUGGCAAGGACAGCGGGCCCCGAUCGCCGGCGAGAGCGGCCGUGGCGGGGGAGGAGGCCCAGCAGGAAGCUCCCCGGAGGCAGUGGAACCUGCGGGAGCGGACGUCGUGGCGGGACUACCGAGCGGAGGACGCGCGGCCGGCCAGGAAGCUCGGGAGCACGGACGCCGGCGGCGGCAGCCGCGGGUUCUCGGUGGCGCUGACGCGUCAGGAGAUCGACGCCGACUUCGUCGUGAUCACCGGCCGCAAGGCGCCGCGCCGGCCCAGGAAGCGCACCAAGAGCGUCCAGCGCAAAAUCGAGACGCUUUGCCCGGGGAGUUCGCUGACGGAGGUGACCCGCGACCGGUAUAAGGUGAACGAGAAAAAUCUGAUGCAGUGCAGAAGUUCCAGUGUUCCAGAUCAGAUAAAGCGGCAGCCAAGCCCACUGGGGAUGGUUCGUUCUUAA